This is a messenger RNA of Paramormyrops kingsleyae, 2273 nucleotides long. The record is from RefSeq and is a predicted model, not a curated record. Lineage: Eukaryota; Metazoa; Chordata; Actinopteri; Osteoglossiformes; Mormyridae.
GAUUCCAGGCGUGCAGAAUCAGGCACUACACCUGUACUGUACUUCAGCUGGUAAACUUAGAAAUGGUUUGCGACACCAAGGUUUUUGUUUAAAAAAUUAGCUGUCUUAUUUCUAGUGGUUAUAUCAUGCCGCUAGAUUCAACCAUCUUAUAUAUGCGACCGAUCUGAAGUGCCACGAAACCACCAAAAGUAUGUACGUAGAAAACAUAUGCACGAACUCGCAUGACGAGAUCGGCGUGUGUGCAAAGCGGGAGUUGAAGGCGAAGUGCAAAAAUAUACUUAAAAAAAUAAUGGAAAUAUUUGCAAUAUGUGCACUACAUCCACGGGACGAUUUUUGCAUUUUUAAAUACCUGUUUGCAGCUGUAUUUUAUUUUAUGUUUGCAAAUUUGCAGUAAUUUACGAAUCGCAGUCCACGAAAACGAAAGGUGACAGGCGUCUCCGAACACGCCACUGUCUUUGUGGGAUGUAGUAAUCCUUAUUACACGUGCUUUCUGUGGGACAUUACUGUGGUGGAUCAUCACUGUAAAGUGUUAAACAAACUGAUGCAAUAUUGGAUCCACAAAAAGGACAGGCUUUCCAAACGCAAGCUCAUAUCGCACAAAUACAAGAACGGAAUUUUGAGGAGAGAGAUGGAUGACCAGCAGUAUCGAUUCCCCCACAGCGAUAACGAUAAGGAGUUAAAGAUGAAUGAUCUACAACCCACGGUUGCUGGAGAAUAUUUCUGUAAUGGUAUACAGGUUGCAGUCUUAACUGUGUCCUUAGAUACUGGAGACCACAUCACACAGGUCACCACUAAGAAGACUGGUGCAGAUAGUUUUGUAGAAGUUUAUGAGACCGAGAACAAAGAGACAGACACAGAACGUGUAAUGGCCACGGUAGUGAUGGGACUCUGUGUUCUGAUUCUGUUUGCUGCUCUUGUCUGCCUUUUCUUAUGGACCAAAAGGAGAAGCAGGUGCAAAGGGAAUAUACCAUUCAGUAGAAACAAACUGGAAACAGAAGGACCAAAGAAACAUCAGAAACGACCUGAUUUGGAUUGGGAGAGCGGCCAUGAGGAAUGUUGCUUCUUGAAGAAUGAGGUAGAUGCCCACAAGUGCUGUCUUGAUGAAGACAUUGAUAUGCACUAUACCUGCUGGGGUCAUCGGAGCUGGAGGGAGAGGCCACAUAUGCAAGAUGAAGACAGCCACGUUAUUGUCAUCUACUCUCUUGUGGCUGAUGGAAGGCCAGACCCAUGACUGAAUCGCAGGUGGGGGGGGUCAGUCGACCAGUUGUUUAUCUGAUGCCAGCAGCAAUGGGCCGCCCUUUCUGGACCUGUGCUGGUCCCACUGACUCACUGCCAGUUCGAAGAUUUGGCACGGCACAGUAUCGUGGACAAGAAGCCAACUUGUGUCUGCGUGCAUGACUGUGCCCUUCAAUGCUCUCAGCUUUCUAGGAGUGCAGGGUGGUAGGAGUUCUGCAGUGUGCAUGAGAACGACCAAUGAACAGCCAUUUAUGACGUCAGGUGACUUCUCUGCUCUAUACAGUAUAUAUCAUAUAAUCCGAAACACAUAACCACCAAUCACGCAGCUUGUAUCUCUGUAGCGAAUUGUGCCACUGCAAUAGACUAUUGAACGUGAAUAUAAUAUGGAAGAUAAGCGUGGCUUUCAUCAGCGUGACUAUAAUCCUUCAGUCUCACAAAAUGAAGGGUUACAUGAACAUGUGGGAUGCUAAAGAAGCUUCUGUUAUGUCAGAACAUUUAGAAGUUUAGAAUUUUCCUCGCCUGGUGAGUAUGUUUUUUUGACAAGUGCUGGAAGUUUGACUGAAGAACACAUUUAUUUUAUUUGUGUCAGUCCUUGGUGGGCUUGUAUGAAGCUAAUCAAGGCUCAGAAAUAUCCAUAUAUAUACAUACAGUGUACAGUAGUUGUGCUGGUUCUUUAGUUGACCUCCUAAGUGUCGAGUUUAUUAAUAUAGCCUGAAGUAAAGAUUCCUUGACAUAAAUUUCAAGACAGUCAUGCGUACAAUUUUAUGUCUGCAUGUGCUUGAUAAAGAUUUGAGUACUAAGGACAGUAUGACUUUAGAAGAUUUUAGAAAUGUAUAAAGUAGAACUAUAUGUAUUAAAGGUCCAUCAUUAAAUGAUGUAGAAUUCUAUGAAUCAUGUAUUAAUAUAUAGUGGUAUAAUUGUUUUUUUUAAAAUAUAAUUUCAAAGCUUUUUGUACUUAUUAUAACCUUAAUGUUGUUGACUGUUACAUAUUCCUGAAUAUGCUAUUACUGAAACUUAAUAAAUAUGCAAAUAUAUGU